This is a messenger RNA of Nicrophorus vespilloides, 1785 nucleotides long. Its product is annotated as putative ATPase N2B. Gene Ontology annotation, molecular function: ATP binding; ATP hydrolysis activity. The record is from RefSeq and is a predicted model, not a curated record. Bases 306 to 1634 code for a protein of 442 amino acids. The transcript has a single exon. NCBI's taxonomy places the organism in Eukaryota, Metazoa, Arthropoda, Insecta, Coleoptera, Silphidae. Gene Ontology annotation, cellular component: cytoplasm; mitochondrion.
UUUAUAAAGCGGGAAAAUUUAUUUAUUAUUUUUUUUCUCAUCAACCUCGCCUAGGGUCAUAAUAGAGUUGUCAGAACAGCGAUGAGAAUUGAUUCAAACGUAUUCCAAAUGUUACGUAAAAAUUCGCGAAGGUUUCGCGCGUGCUGAUGAAUUCUCCUUAUCGUGAGUGCGCGACGAGACAUAACAAAUAAUGGAUCGAAAAACUUGAUGGACGUUUUAUUAGCAACAAUCAUUUACAUAUAUAUAUAUAUACAUUAAGUAGAGUGUUUUGAGAGUAAAGAAAUUUACUUUUUUUUAGAGUGACCAUGGCCCCCUUUGGAAAUUUAGCUAGGAAGCUAAAUUUGAUAUAUAUACCUGCCAGGUGUAAAUCAACAGCAUCAAGUAAUAUUGACUACAGUCGAGGGCCAAAAGAUGCCCUCAUGCAGAGGAUCAAGAAUGGUGAGUUGCUGAGAGAUGAGCAACAGGCCAAUGUGUGUGAUGCAUUGGGGAAGGUCUACAAUGAUAUUAAGGAUUAUAAACCUGUGGAGAAGGGGCUAUUCAGUGGACUAUUUGGAAAGAAAAAGAAAGGUCCCAAAGGGCUGUACAUCUAUGGGGCAGUCGGAGGUGGUAAAACUAUGCUGAUGGAUCUCUUCUACAAGUGCGUGACUAACGACGAUAAGAUGAGGGUGCAUUUCAAUGCGUUCAUGCUGAAUGUACACAAGGAGAUCCACGCCACAAAGCAAAGUUCAGCAGUACCAGAUCACGAGUUCAGGAAACCCAAGCGUUUCGAUCCAAUCCCGCCUGUCGUCAAGGUAAUCAGAGAUAAGGCAUGGCUGAUUUGCUUUGACGAAUUCCAAGUGACCGAUAUUGCCGACGCUAUGAUCUUAAAACGAUUGUUCACGCAAUUAUUUGAUAACGGGAUUGUAGUGGUUGCUACGAGCAACAGGCCACCGGAUGACCUGUACAAGAACGGACUGCAGAGGUCCAAUUUUAUACCAUUCAUUCAAGUGCUAAAAGAUUUCUGCAAUGUCAUUAAUCUGGACUCGGGCGUUGAUUACAGGUUGAAAGGUCAGGCGGGUCAGACGCACUAUUUCAUCCAGAACGAACACUCCAAAGAGGAUCCAGUUGAUACGCUGUUUAAAAUCCUGUGCGCCAAGGAGAACGAUGUUGUGAGACCACGUACGUUCACCAUACAAGGGAGAAACGUUGCGUUCAACAAGACCUGCGGAGAAGUACUAGACACCACGUUCGACGAACUCUGCGAUAGACCUUUGGGUGCUAUUGACUACUUGCAUCUAACACAAUUCUUUCACACGAUAAUCAUCAGGGAACUUCCUCAGCUGAGCUUAAGAAAGCGAUCUCAGACUAGGAGAUUCAUCACUCUGAUCGACGCUCUGUACGAUAACAGAGUCAGGGUCAUUGUCAGCGCGGAUGUUCCUUUGAGACAACUGUUUUCAUCGCAGCAGGAAGACCCGAACGCCGAUCCUUCUGAUGAACAUAGGAUGCUUAUGGACGACCUGAAACUGGGCAAAGGAGACGACAAUUUAAGGGCGAACGUAUUCACUGGUGACGAGGAAAUUUUCGCUUUCGAACGCACGGUCUCCAGACUUUCGGAGAUGCAAACUCAGGAAUACUGGGAUUCCAUAGAUAGAUAACGGAAUUUAUUUUUUAAACUUUAUUUAUAAUUUGUAAAUAGCCAAAUAAUUUAUUUUUAUAGAUAAUAUAUUCAGUUAAAUUUCGAAAUCAAGAAUGCUUGAUAUUAAGCUUAAGAAAAUCAGCAGCUGAAUGUAUUUUCAAUUUCAGUAC